UUUUUUUUUUUUUUUCCCUUCAUAAUUCAUUGCUCAUGUACCUCUUUUGGGUGCUAGUAGUUCUAAUAUAUGAAGUUAUAGCCUAUGAACAACACUGUAUUGAUCCUGCAAAUUGUCAAUUCUAUCCUGUACAUGGAUGUUACGCAACUGAUAUUGGUCUUGUUUGCAAGAACCGAAAUAAAGGCGGAUUUGAAAUGAGUAUAGAUCCUAUAUAUACAUUCAUAUAUACACCUCACAGUAUAAAAAAUGAUACUGGCUUGCCUUGUCAUACUAUACCCAUUACUGAUGAAUUGAUAAACUAUGUUGACUAUCGAGGACCUCAAGUGAUUGAUGUCCAAGAUUUAGAACUUAUUGGAAAUUGUAGUAGCAUGUCUUAUUGCGAUAAAAAGACAAGAACCUGUCAACCGAAAUUACCCCUAGGGAGCUUUUGUCAGUAUAACAUGCAAUGUUAUUUUGGCAUUGAUGGCAUUCCAGGUCAUUGCACGAAUCAUACUUGCUCUAUUCGACAAGAUAUCCCUCAAUAUUAUUAUAAUACACCUCGAUGGACAAUGGGCGAUCAAUGGCAAGCUGCUGUCAUAGCUGUUCUAGUUACGGGCGGUAUGGUGAUCGUUUUACUCAUAGGCCGUGCUCAACUAAAGAAAUUAGUGGGUCAAAUUAAAGUGAUAAUAGAAAAAUGGCAAAAUUCAGCUUUCACGCAACAAGAAAAUAAUAUACCAUUUGUAGCCAAUGAACAAGUGUGGAAUGAGCAUCAUGAUCAAAGAUGGUGGAAACAAGUACCUGGAAUGAAUUGGGUUUAUAGUAAAUUAAAACGUGGAGGAGGAAGUGAAGAUUAUUAUCAAUUAGAUAAUCGAGAAGAAGAAGAAGAGAUAAUCACAGAAGAGCCUCCUCCAUAUCAAGAAAAUUAGCUCUCCCGUUUCAUAUGUAUUUCUUAUCUUGAUACUAAUAGUAAAUAUAUAAAUGUAUUCAUUCUAUUUUACUUGAAUGUCUUGUUUAUGAGUAGUUGAAAAUCAUUAUAAACAAAAAUUUAUUCUACUUGAACUAACUAACUUACAUACAUGCCUUUCUCUCGAAUGUAAAUAAAAC
This is a messenger RNA of Cokeromyces recurvatus, 1083 nucleotides long. RefSeq lists its product as uncharacterized. The transcript is spliced from 2 exons. NCBI's taxonomy places the organism in Eukaryota, Fungi, Mucoromycota, Mucoromycetes, Mucorales, Mucoraceae. The coding region runs from base 36 to 905 and encodes 289 amino acids. The record is from RefSeq and is a predicted model, not a curated record.